This is a messenger RNA of Linum tenue, 1163 nucleotides long. The record is from the annotation of a GenBank genome assembly. NCBI's taxonomy places the organism in Eukaryota, Viridiplantae, Streptophyta, Magnoliopsida, Malpighiales, Linaceae.
CCCGGGUCGACUGCCGUUCUCGCGCAAAGCAAAGCCAGGAAACACGGUGGGAGAGCUAGUCGCCAUACCCAAUCGGAACAAAGACGCAGCUGCCUACACAGACACAGUAGCCCGAGAUAACCAAUCCAGCCCCACUGUCGCUAGCAAUUUCUCCGGCCACCGUUGCCGACGACCUAUCCCGCGGAAAUCGUCGAUCCGGAAUUCCACCAUUCAGAAAGUAGAGUCACGGCUGGAUCACCCUCGUUCUUGAAUUUCGUGUAGGAUACUAACCUUUCUCGUUUUCCCCUCUCCAAUUUCUUGCAGGAAGCAACCGUCCCAAAACGGGUCCAGUUGGAAACUCGUUUCCCCCUCAUGUCAGGGCCGAAUGAGGACAUUACAUCUUCUCAUACACAGCUGUCGUCCCAGUUGUUUGGGAACCUACUGGAUUCCAUGAUAGCAGAUGUGGCAUCUGAGUGUCACAGGAUAGCAAAGCUAGGGCUUGACCGCAACUUGGAGGAAGAGGAAGAAGAGCUGAAGUUGUCAGCUGAAGCCCGGGCGAGUGUGGCUGAUGCUGCUGCCGAAACGAAUGGCAAGUAUGUGAUGGAUAUCUUCGGGCAGACGCAUCCACCUAUUGCCAAUGAUUUAUUCGAGUGCAUCAACUGUGGGCGAUCUGUUGCUGCCGGAAGGUUUGCUCCUCAUUUAGAGAAGUGCAUGGGAAAGGGUAGGAAGGCGCGCAAGGCAACAAGAAAUAGCACAGCAGGACAGAACCGGUAUUCACGAGGCAGCCCUGCUUCAACCUAUUCUCCUUAUUCAAACUCCGCCGCCACCACCGCCACUUCCAACAGGGUACCAAAUGGGACGACUGGUGUUGCUGGUGAAGGUUACUCCAAUGGUGCAUUUGAGGAGAAAUGAAGCUAUAUAAUUUGGCCCUGUCAGGGCAACCUUCAGUCACAAGGAACUAACUAACUCAAUCAAGUCAGGUGCAACUCUAUUUUGUCUUGUAUCUUGUUCAUGAAACAUACGAACGAGGGUAGCUUUAUGAACUGAUUCAGCAUGUUCCAACCCUCAUCUAUGUUAUUCUUAACUCUGAUAUGAUGGAGGAAUGGAUUUGAAAGAGAACGAAAGUUUAUUGUACAGCUGAAAUUUGUUUGUGAAGCAUGAUUUUCCCUCACAUUGAAUGCUGA